Molecule: messenger RNA, 1801 nt
Organism: Tribolium madens (black flour beetle)
Lineage: Eukaryota; Metazoa; Arthropoda; Insecta; Coleoptera; Tenebrionidae
Product: transmembrane protease serine 11A-like
Exons: 3
Coding region: 35-1801 (588 amino acids)
Biological process (GO): proteolysis
Molecular function (GO): serine-type endopeptidase activity
Source: RefSeq, a predicted model, not a curated record
UGAAGAUUCGAUCACACGUAUUUUUAUUAAAAUUAUGGAUUUAAUUUUUCGGUUCUGUACAUUCUUUAUUUUUGUUUACUGUUCUUUGUCUACAUUACUUCUCACACAAGUUACUUCUAAAGGUGUUACUUCAAAAAAUACAACUAUUAAAUCAACUGAAGUAACUGCGACCAAUGCAUUUGCAAUAUCCACUAAACCUAACGCUGUCAUCAAAUCUACACAAACUGAUACCAUAAAGCCUACCAAAACUGAUGCAGUCACCAAAUCUACUACAUACACUGCAGCAGUUAAAACUGUUGACAUAGAUUCAGCUGUUACACCGUCUAAAAUUGACGCAUCUUUCAAGCCAACAAAAGUUGAAGCAGCUGUUAAACCUACUAAAAUUAAUGACACAAUCAAACUUCCUAAAAAAGAAGGAGCUACUAUGUCUACUAAAGUCGACGCAGUUAUUAAACCUUCUAAAGUAGACGCAGCUGUAAAAGCCACUAGUGUCCAUGCAACCGUUAAUCUUGUUGAAGCAAAUGCAGCUGCAGCUGAAAGAGCUAUCAAGUCUACUAAAACUUACUCAGCUGUUAAACAUAAUAACAGUAAUGCAGCUAUUAAUGCUUUUAAAGCUGACACAGCUCGCAACGCAACUGUCAACUCUACUAACACAGCUGCCAAAUCUUCUAAAUUUAACACAGCAGUCAAACCCAUUAAAGCAGAUACAGUUGUUAAAUCGACUAAAGCUGAGACAGCUAAAGUAGCUGUUAAACCUUUAAAAUCUGAUGCAACAAUAAAAUCUACAAAUGCUAAUGUAACUGUUAAGGUUACCCAAUUUGAUGGAGCUGUUAAACCUGCUAAAGUUAAGAAAGUUAAUGCAAAUUCAACUGACAAACUUUCAAAAUCCCAAGCAGCUGUGAAACCUACAAAUGUUGACGCAGCUGUUAAGGUUACCCAAUUUAAUGCAGCUGUUAAACUCACUAAACCUAAAUCUGACGCAGCAGUUAACCUUACAAAAGAUGGUGCAGCCACUGCAGCUGUCAAGGCCACCAAAACUUCUAAAUCCUACACAGCAGUCAAAGUUACUGCAUUUGCGGCAGCUGUCAAACCUACAGUCGAAAUGCCUAAAACUGGGGCAGCUGUGAAAUCUAUUCAUACCAAAACUUUGUUUUCCAGUAUACCUAUUGAAGAAGUUCCUUAUCAAGUUUCUAUCUUGAUUUCUAGAAAAUACGCUUGUAGUGGUGUAAUUAUCAACGAAUUGCAUAUUUUAACAGCAGCACAAUGUGUUGAUGGAAUUUCAGAAGAAGAUAUGACAGUUCGAAUAGGAUCUAAAUACGUGGACAGAGACGGUCAAAUAAUUCAAGUAACCAAAAUCACUAAACAUCCAAUGUAUUUAGCAGCUGCUACGGAUAAUAAUAUUGCAGUAUUAGAAUUGCUUUCUCGAAUUGAAUUUAACGAUUUUGUAGCAGUUGUGGGCUUUUCCACUACUGAAUGGCCCAUAGGAACCGAAGGUUUUGCAACUGGUUGGAAACCUAUCGACGAUCAAACUCCGAUUCCAGUUUUGAAAGGAACUACUAUGAAAAUAUUAAACCACAAAGCGUGCGAGCCAAAAAAAUAUAAUCAACAACAUAUGUUCUGUGUUGGAAGUCUACAGCCAUUGCUGGAAACAUGUUCUUGGGGUUCUGGUAGUCCCUUAGUGGUACAUAACAUCCUUGUCGGAAUUUUUAAUAAUAAACUUGGAUGUGAACCAGGCAAUAAUAGAGUUUACACUAGUGUACCUGCUUUUCGGGAAUUUAUACGAAAAGUAGUCCUUGAAUAA